Messenger RNA from Pieris macdunnoughi, 4206 nucleotides. The record is from the annotation of a GenBank genome assembly. NCBI's taxonomy places the organism in Eukaryota, Metazoa, Arthropoda, Insecta, Lepidoptera, Pieridae.
AUGGCGUCCAGACCAACAAAACGGUGCCGAAAAAAUAUAUUAAAUGAUGUUAGCGAGGACAGUGAUGCAGUGAAAGUUAAAUCUAAUUAUAGAUUGAUUUAUCAGAGACAGAGUCCACCACCAAGUGAUAAUAAGUCUACUAUAAAAGAUGUAGAAUCGUCUAGCGAUGAAGAAAUAUUUCCGAUAAAACGUUUUAAAAAAGUUGAUCCUAUAGAAAUACCGACCACUGAAAAUUUACUUACUGAUAAUUUUUCAAGAAAAAAUCAAUCCCCUGUUGAAGAACAAAAACGAGUCAUAAAUAAACAUGCUAACUCUAUAAUCAUUACAAAUAAGAGAACAGGACUAAUAAAGAAUACCAAUAAUUUGGUGUCCCCUAGUGGACACAAGCAAUCAAAAGAAAUUAUUUUUGUCAGUCCCAGUACCAGCAAAACAUGUCAUAUGUUACAGAAUGUUACAUUUUCCCCUUCUUAUUCAAGUCAACAACUUCAAAAAAAUAAAAGUUCUUCUAUUCCAUGUUUACCAUUAUUGGACUUUCCACACUUUCAAGAGAGCAGAGCUGGUUCUUUAUCAGAAAUAUCAUGCUCUAAUUUACUGGACUGUGACAUAUCGCUUACUGAAGAUAAAAUAAAUGAACUUCUAAAAACACCUCAACGAAAUAGAGAAAAUCAAAAUUUUACAUCUAAAUACGCUCAAUCUGAAAAUUCAGAUACCAAAUCUGAAAAAAAUAACGUUAAUUUUGAAGUUUUUGUUUCUAUUGAAAAUAUUCCGGAAAAUAUAGAAGCAAAAAAACAAAAUAGAGAUAAUAAACUGCCAGUAAUCUUCAAAUCGUCUCAUAUUAUCAAUGAAGAUAGAAUUAGUUGCGACGAAAAGGAUAUAGCUAAAAACAGAAUGAAUUCCAAAAAAAUAUCAAGUGUUAAGUCGUUAGAUUCUAUUGACCAAAAUAGUAUUUCUAGUAAUGAGAAGAAGGCCAUAGAGAAAAUCAGAUCAUUGCGUAAUAAAACACCAAGUACUUCCAAUUCAACUGAUUCAUUUGAUUUUGAUAGUGUUGAAAAUUUAUGUGAUAGUAAUAGUGAUAAAAAUUACGAUUUUUCUAAUGAUGAAACAUCUGAUUCAGAAAGCGAUCAUUCAUUAAUAUCUUCUGAAGAUAAUUCAAGUUCUAUUCCUGAGAGAAAUCAAGACGUAGCAAAUGAAACUUUAGAUACGGGAGAAACACUGCGUGGCUGCCAAACCAAUAAAAACGAUGAAGAUGAGUGGGAGGAUAUCUCUGAAAGUCCCGUGAGUUUUAACGAAUUUGUGGAACAGAAUGCUUUGAAGGUACCCCCAUUCGCAAAAUCUCCUGUAGAUAUAUAUAAGUUAUUUGUAACAGACGACAUGAUUAACGAAAUGGUCUCUCAAACAAAUAAUUACGCAGGAAAUUACUUACAAACAAAUCAAAGAAGUAUAAAACGUAAAUCACGCAUGAAACAGUGGAGUGAUACUAGUUUUGAGGAAAUGAAAAUAUUUAUGGCAGUUUUAAUGGCAAUGGGAUUAAAUAAGGUUCCUCAGAUAAACUUGUAUUGGAGCAAGAAUAAAUUGUACAGAAACGAGUUUAUUAGUUCGGCAAUUAGUAGAGACCGAUUUUUACUACUACUAAAAUUCUGGCAUGUCAGUGAUAUCUCGAAUUAUGAUAAAACUGACAAACUACAUAAAAUCAGAUAUAUGUUUUCAAAGAUUAUUGAAAAGUUUCAGCAAAUCUUAAAACCCGGUAAAUAUGUAGUCAUUGAUGAAACAAUGAUACCCUGGAGGGGCCGAUUAGGUUUCCGGCAAUAUAUAAAAAAUAAGUCUCAUCGGUUUGGCGUAAAACUGUAUAAGCUUUGCACUCCCGAAGGUUAUACUUACCAAAUAGAAGUUUAUACAGGUAAAAAAGGCGAGAAAAAAGAAGUUGAUCACAGUCAAAAUGUAGUGCUGCGUUUGAUGAAAAAUUUAACAGGUGAAGGGAGAACCGUAAUCGUAGAUAAUUACUAUACUUCGGUGAAUCUAGCAGAAAAACUCCUUUCACAAAAGACCUUUAUAUGUGGAACUUUAAACGUAAGAAGAAAACAUUUGCCCAAGAUAGUUACUCUAUCAAAGAUAAACAAAAAGGCGAGAAAUCACGACGAUAAGCUAAUAGAUACAGGAAAAAAAAAACGAGGCUCUGAUGAAACUGUUAGGAAACCAGGAUGUGUGCUCACGUACAAUAAUACUAAAAAAGGAAUUGAUUUCAGCGACCAAAUGUCCUCUUACUACACAACAUUAAAAAAAGGAUUGAAGUGGUGGAGGAAAAUAAUAAUGGAGUUGUUAUUUGGUACAGCUCUUGUUAAUGCCUGGAUUGUGUAUAAUUUAAUUAAUGUUGGGAAUAAAAUACCAAAACUACAAUUCGUGGAGGAAAUUGUCAAAGAUUUUACAAAAAAGGACAUUGACAAUGAUACAGAACCCGCACGAAAACUUGACAAACACACUUUGGUAAAAGGUGAUAAGAAGAGGAAUUGUGUCGGAUGUUACGCAAAACUCCGAACCUUUUUAACCAGUCGCGAAGCUGACAAAAAAAGGGUGUUGCUGUCGGUCAUCCUGGCUGUUCUGGUAUUCAGCACAAACACGCACGCCAGGGAUGUCACCCACGAAGACAUCAGGGACGCCAUGCUGUCCCUUGUGCGUAUGUUCAGGGUCUCAGAAGAUAAACUUGAUCGCCAUGAGUUCAGAGAAAAGGCUUUCGGGGACCAGAUGAAGAAAAUCCUUUCCACAAUCGAAAAGAGACAGAGAACUCUCGAACCUUUGAAGGGAAUGAUCUCUCGCCUCGAUGAGAGACUGUCUAAUGUUGAAAAUAUAUUUAUACAAAAAGAAGAAAAAGAAAAGGCCACACAGAAGAAAACAAACGAACUUCUAGAAGAUAUACAGAAAUCUUUACAAUCUUUGACAACUACCGUGACAAAGAACUUGAAAGCACCAAUUAAUGUGGAGAAUAAUCUCACAACAGAUGACGUUCCUAUUGGUAUUCGACUGGAUGAUACUGAUGCAAAGCUGGAUGCCGUUAAGCAGGAGAUAGCAGCUCUAAAGAACAGUUUAAGUAAGGAGGCUCUUCGUGCAGUGUGUUCUGAAGUCGACGUGAACCCAUUUGAGAGGCACAUAUCGGAGGCCGAGAAACUCCUCAACAAAUAUGAAUUAAAACUGAACGAGUAUAAUGAGACGUCCAAGGUACAGACAGACUUUGUGCCCCUUAGCGAAGUCUCAUUGGCUGAUGAAGCGUGGCAUAGCAAAAUGACUGAAGUGAUGGAACGUCAAGAGAAGGAUAUAAAGAAGAUUCAACAACUAUUAUCGGACGCGGAAAGUAUGUGGAAAGACUUGCCAAGACUCGGAGACCUAAAACGGGCUACCAAUGACACACUGGAGGCUUUGCUUGCUUCGCAAACAAAUAUUACUGCUGCUGGAGACUUUUCUGCCGCAAAAAUUACAACAAAAAUACGUGAAAUGGGAGAACAUUUAGUCGCGACCAACAACGACAUUCAACAGAGCUUGACGCAGGGUAACACUAUGAGUGAACGAGCCUACAACGAUAUCCAGCACAGCUAUGAAACUUUGAGAAACGAGGUUCAAGCUUUCUCAAAGAACGAGAAUGUGAUGUUACAAACAGCAGACAACGUUUUAGCCAACAAAAAACGCAUUGAAUACGGCGUCAACAGAAUCGUUAUGGAGGUGGGAGAGCACGUUAACUUGCAGGCACAGAGUCUUAACAAAACAUUGCUUGACAGGUUAGAUACAAUACAAAAUGAAUUGAUGGCAAACCAAUCGCUCGCACAUGGGAAUCUGACAGCCAAAAUAGAGUCUGAGAUGUCACAAGUAUGGCGGCAGAUUGGCAUCAUGUACAAACAGAUGACCGCCAGCAAGUCCACGCUUGAUAAACUCACGGAACAAACCCAACAAUAUGUUAAUGGCAGCGCUACGUCCUUGGACGACAUGAAAAAUAAGGUGGGAUUUAUUUCAACCCGAAUGAUUGAAGUGCAAGAAAAUCUGAAUUUCUUAUUGGGAAGUUUGAAGCUGGUCACCGAAGAGUUUAGUCAGAUCAAGACUGGUCUUGGCGAUGCCCUGGAUAAAGCCAAAACUGACUUACAUGAAGUGCGAUCAAAAAUCAAAGAUGACGGGGCCGGAUGCCGAUCAAAUAAAUUCAAGUUAUUCGUGAAGCCAAAUAAGUAG